Messenger RNA from Staurois parvus, 327 nucleotides. The record is from the annotation of a GenBank genome assembly. NCBI's taxonomy places the organism in Eukaryota, Metazoa, Chordata, Amphibia, Anura, Ranidae.
UACAGGGAUGACCAGAGACUGCGGACACGGUACAGGGGAUGACCAGAGACUGCGGACACGGUACAGGGAUGACCAGAGACUGCGGACACGGUACAGGGGAUGACCAGAGACUGCGGACACGGUACAGGAGAUGACCAGAGACUGCGGACACGGUACAGGAGACGACCAGAGACUGCGGACACAGUACAGGAGAUGACCAGAGACUGCGGACACAGUACAGAGAUGACCAGAGACUGCAGACAGUGCAGGGAAUAACCAGAGACUGCAGACAGUACAGGGAUGACCAGAGACUGCAGACAGUAAAGGAGAUUACCAGAGACUGCUGAC